ACUGAUCGUAUGUUAUCAUUUAUUGUUGUGUCAAAUUUAUUUCUGCUUAACUCUCCUACAAGUACUGUAAUUGUAUUUUAAUUGGUGUUGUGUUAAUGAACAGAAUAUAAUUACCGUAUACGUGUAGUACAUCUACUGAACAAAAAAUGGAAGGGUUCAUCGAAGUAAAUGAAAUAUCAGAUUUCGUUUCAUACAUUAAGAGUAUUGAAUGGAAAGACCCCUGGCUUAUAGCUUUACUAUCUUUCCAUGUCCUGGUCACUUUUACCUGCUUCUCAACAAGGAAUUAUAGCAAUUUUCAAAUAAUACUUUUCAUAACAUUACUGCUUCUAGUAUACUUUUCGGAGAGCAUAAACGAAGUGGCCGCGCGAAACUGGAAUCUAUUUUCAAGGCAGCAAUACUUCGACAGCAAGGGCUUAUUCAUAUCUGUAGUCUUCUGUAUACCGAUAUUAUUAAACUGCAUGAUAAUGGUGGGUUCGUGGCUGUAUCAGUCGACACAAUUAAUGACAAAUCUGAAGAAGGCACAGCUAAGGCAACGAUUGAAAGAACUAAAUAUGCACAGAGAGCAACAACUCCACAUGAAAGCGGAAUAAACAAAAAUUGAAUUGUUAUAAAAUAUUAAAACCGAUAUUUUUGCAAACAUCGAUUGAGAUUUAAACAAUUUUUGUUUAUAAAACAUGACCUAUUACUUCUUGACCUUGGAAUAUCUUUUAAUUUGACGAUAACUAUUAUUGUCUUUAACCAUUUUUCUUUUUAUAAACAGAUUAUCAAUUAAAAA
Molecule: messenger RNA, 775 nt
Organism: Melitaea cinxia (Glanville fritillary)
Lineage: Eukaryota; Metazoa; Arthropoda; Insecta; Lepidoptera; Nymphalidae
Gene: Tmem18
Product: transmembrane protein 18
Exons: 4
Coding region: 147-590 (147 amino acids)
Cellular component (GO): nuclear membrane
Source: RefSeq, a predicted model, not a curated record